CGCAGGCGCACGGGGCGGUCCGCUCAGAGUGCGCAUGCGCUGCGCCUGUACAGUUCCUACGCGGUCUGUGGGCGCCUCCGUGUUUGCGCGCGAAGAUGGCUGAGCAGGCACCGAAGUCGGUGCUCUUCGUGUGUCUGGGUAACAUCUGUCGAUCACCCAUUGCUGAGGCAGUUUUCAGAAAACUUGUAACUGAUCAAAACGUUUCAGAUAAGUGGGUCAUUGACAGCAGUGCUGUUUCUGCCUGGAACGUGGGCCGGGCACCAGAUCCAAGAGCUGUGAGCUGCCUAAGAAAUCAUGGCAUCGACACAGCCCACAGAGCAAGACAGGUUACUAAAGAAGACUUUGUCACAUUCGAUUAUAUGCUGUGUAUGGAUGAGAGCAAUCUGAGAGAUUUGACUCGGAAAAGUCAUCAAGUCAAUAACAGCAGAGCUAAAAUUGAACUACUUGGGAGCUACGAUCCUCAGAAACAGCUCAUUAUUGAAGACCCCUAUUACGGGAAUGAGUCCGACUUUGAGACCGUGUACCAGCAGUGUCUGAGGUGCUGCAGGGCCUUCCUGGAGAAGGCCCACUAGUGCGUCCGUCCGAGCCCGCUGGUGCCCGGCCCCACGUCCCAGCCCAGGGUCACGUCCGUAGCUCAAGGCCAGUGCUGGUACUUCCGUCCACUUGCUGUUUCUUACUUCAAAAAUAAUUGUAGAUGGAAAUCAGUGGUUCUGUGUGGCAAAAGAAUAAAUACCUUUGACUCAGACAGUU
This is a messenger RNA of Eptesicus fuscus (big brown bat), 750 nucleotides long. It is a transcript of the gene ACP1, whose product is annotated as acid phosphatase 1. Gene Ontology annotation, cellular component: cytoplasm. Gene Ontology annotation, biological process: protein dephosphorylation. The record is from RefSeq and is a predicted model, not a curated record. The transcript has 6 exons. NCBI's taxonomy places the organism in Eukaryota, Metazoa, Chordata, Mammalia, Chiroptera, Vespertilionidae. The coding region runs from base 96 to 572 and encodes 158 amino acids. Gene Ontology annotation, molecular function: non-membrane spanning protein tyrosine phosphatase activity; acid phosphatase activity.